AUGUCUCACGAAGGAAGUUCUCAUUCGGAAUCUUCCAGUAGCUCACCAGGCCAAACGCCGUUCUUCCAAGAGCACUUCAUCAGAGAUUCCAACCAGGAUAUAACGGACCUGACCCUUUUCGGAUGUCCCGCUCCAACCUUUGUUAGAACUGGAACCGUGAGGAGAGUCAGAUCCUCAUCACUGAAGAAAGAAAAAGAACUCAAUUGUAUCGCAAUUUCUAACGAAGAUACCGAUAACAACAUCAUAGUGACGAAGACCCAGGAACAAGUAGUUAAUAGCCGAUACAGAAGGUCCUUGGAUAGUAGCUUUAGGCAUAGUUUGGAUUCGAUAUCCGAGCACAAAACGAGACGCUCGUUUUCACCUACCUCCCUGCUGAACACCACCAGUAGAGAAUGCAGUUCCUUGGAUUCCUCCUCUUCAGAACACACGGACAACGCUUUGAGGAGUCUCUCAGAUAAUGUGAUGGAGGAGAAGGACAAGACAAUCCAGAGCCCCAACUCCAGUUAUCUUACCUGGAUCGAAAGCGUAAACAGCGAGUACUUUGGGAGUGCCGUUUCCGCUGCGGAAGUUGACAAUGUUGACAAUAAAGUUGGGGAGUGGAACAACUUCUGGUUGAACUAUAAUAAUGCGAGAGGCCGUUAUCUGUCUAGUCCUUAUCUCAAUGGAGAUGAGAGAAUGGCUGACGAUGGCUCUGAAGUAAAAAGUACCUGCAGUACUCAUAGAGACCUGACGGACAAGAAUUCGGGGGAAUACAUAAGUCUGACCUUAGACGAAAUCCACGAAACUGUCAGAUGUGCUCAGCGUAUAACGGAAAUUUUGCAAAAUGCCUUAAGAAGAAAUGACCAAGACAUUGAAAAUUUGAAUAUGGAGAAUUCUUAUUACUCAGAAUCAUUUUCCAGACAGAAUUCGUCAGUCAAAGAAGAUUACAGGGAAAUAACGAAAGAAGACAUCAGAAAUGUUGCAAGGGAGAGAUCGAUGUCGUACGCCGUGACUUCGGCCGAACUGCUGAAACAAAAAGAACUGCUGAAGCCUGCAGUACAAUCGUCCAGUACCAGUUGUAUAAACGCCUUAUUAAAUACUGGGGUGGCGGAUAUUUUAAAAAGAGUAAUAAACAAAAGGCGAGAUGUUAUUUCUCCCGAUUCUAUGCCGUCAGCGACAAGGAGCAGCUUUUCCGAAUGGAGCGGGAAAUGAUUUUUACUUAUCAAGUAUUUUUAUAACAGCAAAUACUAUGUACAUACAUUUUUAUAUCUAAGACGUAAAUCUGCAAAAUGAUUUGUAAUUGGAUGU
Anoplophora glabripennis (Asian longhorned beetle) is the source of this 1287-nucleotide messenger RNA. RefSeq lists its product as uncharacterized. The transcript is spliced from 4 exons. Bases 1 to 1191 code for a protein of 396 amino acids. The record is from RefSeq and is a predicted model, not a curated record. Lineage: Eukaryota; Metazoa; Arthropoda; Insecta; Coleoptera; Cerambycidae.